UAUAAAACUCCUGAAAUCUUCACAACCCAAAGCUUCUGUGCUUCGCUUCCUCCCCUGCUUGUCUCUCACCAAUUCUCUCCACAUUCUUAUCCAAAGUCCGGUUCUCCAACCGAACUCUCCAAUCCAGCCCGCAGCAACCCAAGCACCUGUCGAUCGGUUUCUGCCCCCGAAUCGAGCUACGCAAGAAGCAUCCGCCGGGUGAUCUGGAGCGGGCAAUAGGCGAUUCUAGAUCGAUCUCGUCCUAGAAUCAAAGCAAUCUUUUGUCCUUGUUUUGUGGGGGAAGAGAGAAGAUGAAAGUUGUGGAUAGGCACUGCGUGGAGUGUCGCACCACUCGAACCCCCAUGUGGCGAGGCGGUCCUGCUGGUCCUCGGUCACUGUGCAACGCGUGUGGGAUCAAGUACAGGAAGAAGACCAGGGGACUGGGCGUGGACAAGAAGUGCUUCAAGAACACACCCACCGCCAACAACAGCGACGACGACGACAGAAUCCAGCGAGGGCUAGCGGAUAUAAUGAAGCAGGGGUUGGUAAAUCCCGCCGUGAAAACAGAGCCCGAGAGAAACAGAGCAACGGCAGGCGAGAUGAGGUGGAGACUGCGGGAGGAAGAAGAGGCGGCCAUACUCUUGAUGGCUCUCUCUUGCGACGUCUUCGGUUGAAAACAUGUCAAAGGCUGCAAUCUUUUUGGCCUUUUGGAGCAUCAUCAUCAUCUUCAACCUCAUGAUGAAGCUGCUGCUCUCGGGUGGAUGAAAAGGAAAUCACCAGCGUAAUACCGGACACUGUUUUUGGUUUUUGCCCCCUUUUUCCUUUUCCUUUUCCUUUUCCCUGGGUGUCCAUACCGACUUGUACACUAAUCUUGCCAAAGCUUGGAAGAACACUUCUAAUUCGUCCAGAAUCGGUUAAAUUGGAUGCUUUACGAGUGAAUACUGCAUUAAUCAA
Molecule: messenger RNA, 933 nt
Organism: Rhodamnia argentea
Lineage: Eukaryota; Viridiplantae; Streptophyta; Magnoliopsida; Myrtales; Myrtaceae
Product: GATA transcription factor 16-like
Exons: 2
Coding region: 291-653 (120 amino acids)
Biological process (GO): regulation of DNA-templated transcription
Molecular function (GO): zinc ion binding; sequence-specific DNA binding
Source: RefSeq, a predicted model, not a curated record